AAAAAUAUAUACCUUCUUUCCGAAAAAUCUUGGAUACGAUAUCGUAUCUUAUCGAGAUGCUUCUAUGAGUAAUUCUGUGUCUGCCUUCUUGAAGAAGAAAAAGAAACCCAUAUAAACCCGAAACUUCCUGAGAUUAAUAAAAUUCCAAAAACCAGCACGUGCGAGCGAUCUCCAGACACUUCAAGAAAUUUCAUUUCUCCCCAAUUUCUUAAACCUAAAAUUCAAUCCCAAACAUUCUCAAAAAGAGAAUUCAAUCCCAAACAAUUUAUCGAAAACUUUCUUGAAACAACGAGAAAUUCUCCGAUUCGUUGCGAAGAUGUGGGGCCAGCAUAAGGAUGACGUGGAAUCGGGCCGCCAGCCGCUCUACCCGAUGAUGGUGGAGAGCCCGGAACUCCGGUGGUCGUUCAUUCGAAAAAUCUAUUCGAUCGUCAGUAUUCAGCUGCUUCUCACCAUCGCCGUCUCCGCCGUUGUCAUCACUGUCCACCCAAUUUCGGAUUUCUUUACCACGACUAACGCCGGGGUGGUGCUCUACGUUUUUCUCGUUAUCACACCUUUUAUUGUGCUUUGCCCGCUAUAUUCAUAUUACCGGAGCCAUCCGUUGAAUUAUAUACUGCUCGCGCUGUUCACGGUGUCGCUCGCCUUCGCGGUCGGACUCUCUUGUUCUUACACCAAUGGGAAAGUUAUUCUGGAAGCUUUUGUCUUGACUGCAGUCGUGGUCGUCAGUCUAACUCUCUACACCUUCUGGGCUGCAAAAAGAGGUCAUGAUUUCAAUUUCCUUGGACCUUUCCUGUUCGGAGCUGUCGUUAUUCUUAUGCUGUUUGGAAUAAUUCAGAUAUUUUUCCCAAUGGGCAAGAUAAGCACAAUGAUCUACGGCUGUGUUGGAUCUAUAAUAUUUUGUGGAUACAUAGUCUAUGACACCGAUAAUCUGAUCAAGCGGUAUGGGUAUGAUGAAUAUAUCUGGGCUUCUAUCGCACUGUAUCUAGAUGUCAUCAAUCUCUUCCUAUCUCUACUGACUGUGUUCAGAGCUGCAGAUUCGUAAGAGGAAAAAAUGAUGUGGCGUGCCAAAUUUGACGAAGCACCAUCCCUACCUACGACACCUUACGUCGAGAAUUCAAGAUUCAAAUGAUGAUAUUGAUAUAUUUUGAAAAUAUACACGGCGUUGAAAUUCUGAUAUACCGAAAAAUAAUCAUAAGAUCUCCGAGUAUAACAGAAGUGGGGCUGUACGGUACCAGCGAAAUAAGGUGUGUAUUAGAAAUUCAACAAGUGGUUUGAAUAAGUAUCAUUUAAUUUUAUUUCAA
This is a messenger RNA of Salvia miltiorrhiza (redroot sage), 1298 nucleotides long. RefSeq names its product protein LIFEGUARD 2-like. The record is from RefSeq and is a predicted model, not a curated record. The transcript is spliced from 5 exons. Gene Ontology annotation, cellular component: membrane. Lineage: Eukaryota; Viridiplantae; Streptophyta; Magnoliopsida; Lamiales; Lamiaceae. Bases 317 to 1039 code for a protein of 240 amino acids.